CACAUUGCGAGUCGAGUGGAGGUCGUGAUGUCAUAACGGCGCGGAAGACCUGUUAAGGGAUGUUGUCAUUCCCGAUAUUAGUGUUUUGAUGUCGUAUUUAUCUUUCUAUGAUCGAAGAGCUAUGCGCUCACGCUAGUACUGCAGCACAGAACAACGCAAGCAGACGAACUGGUGGACCUGCGCUGCAAAUGAGGUUCUGCGGUUAUGGAUGGACAAGACGACGAAUAUUACGCUUCAUACGACUCCUAUCGAAUGGCACCGCAGUGCAAGCUCCUGGAAACUAUAUAUGAAAAUCCAAAACUGCGCACCGAUGGUUUAAAGCAGUUCACAUCGGUAAGGAAAUAUAAACGGUUCAUAGACUUCACGGCGGGGCCAACGGCAACCAAAAAGUGGAAACGAAGCCAAAAAGCACGGAAACUAGCAAGCAGCCGCUUAGUCCACGCCUUUAGAGCUUCCGACCACUGUGACGACCUACAGCACUCACUCCGCUCUGUGCGAAAUGCAAGAGCGCGCAUGCCGCCGCCGUACGAGAACAGAAUCUCGAAAGAGAGCUCCGAAUCACGGACGGGACCACAAGAUCGCUGCAAAACUGCUUCUGCUUCUGCACGUGUGUGCGAGACAAAUAAUGGGUCUGCAAGCCACGGAUGGCCCAAUGAGUCGCAUGUAGUGCCUGUGUGUGCUGGUAACUCUGAGUUGCCAGAAACUUUUGUUGUGUCGAGCACGGACUUAAUUGUUGAGGAGGCUGCCACUGUUGAACUGCCACUUGAUUGCAGAAAUGGGAAGGAAGAAACUCUAGGCAUCGAUGAUAAUGUGGAAUGUCGAGUACAUGAGUAUGAUGAAAAUCUCGCUGCUGGGGCAAGCACUAGUAUACCGUGGUGUUAUACAGUGCCUUGUACACAGACUAAGGAAAAUCAGGCUGCGUUUUGUUACAACAGUGGUGAUCGGUCGCAGGUGAUUGACUGUAGAAAUGGUGGUUUGUGUGAGAAAAUCCCAGGAGAACCCUUUAACAAGACAGUGCCUUCCGAAGGUUUUUACACAAUAUGUGACAGAAGACCACUGCAUUCCUGGGCAGCAUGCCACGAUCUCGAUGUAUCUGACACUGUGGUGGAACUGGUUGCAGUGAUUGAGACGACACACAGUCUCUGCGACAGUGUUGUGAAAAACAGCAGUGCAUGUGCUAAUCAAAACAGUGCGAAUUGUCUGCUAAAUCAGGCUAUAGAAGCUAGCAAUGGUAAUGUUACUUAGCAUUAUUUUGCUAGCUUUUACGCACACAUAACAGGUACGUUCGAUUCAACAACACACUGCCAUUCGUUUGAGCGGUGCACCAAUGACAUCCUCUGAACCACAUCAUUUGUUUCAAAAGUUGCUGGAAAGCUGCAGGGCUGUUUCCCGAUUUUGCUGCACCCUCUCUACUGUCGGUACCAACUUGGUGCAGACGUAGAGGUUCGAAACAGUAGUGCAGCAGACGACGCAGCACACAUGCGCAAGCACCAUUAAAACCCCACUUACAUGUGUCUGCUGUGUCUACGCAAGCGCGGGUGUAUUUACGCCUCGGUUCACACUGGUGCAGGUGGUGCAGGUGAAUCGAACAUACCGAACAUGUGACAAUCACUAGGGCCGGUAUUUUGUAGCGAUACCUUUAAUGUCAUAAUUCCUUUUCGCGCUUUGUCAGUUGUCAGAGCGACAGUCCACUCGCGUUAUCAACGUUGAUAUCGUGAGCGGACCGUCGCUCUGACCACUGACAAAGCGCGAUAAGCGCGAAAAGUUAUAUUACUUUAAAGGCAUCGCUACAAAAUAGCGGCCGAUUACACAAAAAGUUUGUGGAUAUGCCUUUGUUGUUGUUUUUAUGAGAAAAGAAAAUCAAUGAUCUAUGCUUCAUUGCAACAAGUGUGUGCAGUGCAUCUGAAGCUAUAUGCUAUGUAAUCGAGUCAAAAUAGAAAUAACCUACAUUGUGCUCUUCUGCUGUGCAUAACCUAUGCCUUCCAUGGCCGAGCACAAAUGCAGGAAGUACUUGUUUAUUAAGCAUGAAAUGCUUUUAGCUCUCAUUGUCGGCAACCUUAAAGUGACCUUGAGCCAAAAGCCAGAGUCGUUAUCCGGGCACUCAAAUGAACACAUCUAGGCAACCAGUCAAAAGUUAAGGAAAUGCGGUCUCUGUUGCCCAACCCUUUGUACAGGACUGCAUUACAUAGGCUAGUUACUGCAUAAACAAGUUACAAAAAAUAUUGCUGCCGAGUUCUUCCUAGUGUUUGUUCACAAUGUCACUGAAGCUGCAACUUCUAGUACGCUGAAGAUUUCAGUACGCUGAAGUACGCUGAUUUGUCAUUUCCAAUAGCGACAUUCAAAAGGCAGAUACAGGGCACCAUACAUGUGGUUGUCAUCUUUUGGCGCUGAGACAGGGUUGCCUGUGCUCUUCUUAACGCCAGCGGUCUGUGGGUUUCGCAGUGUGGGAUUUGCGCUGCUUCCUUCGAGAUGACGCUGCCGGCCGGACGCGGAUGGUUGUGUGGUGUGGUGGGGUGCGCCCUUGUGAACAUACAUGCACUAUACCUAUUUUAAGAUUGCGGCUAGCAUCAUCUCCAACCAAUCUGCUUUGCCUGUAGCCAUUUCAUGCUUACUUCUACUCCCGAUCACGGGAAAGCCAGAAUUUUUAUUGCUCCGCAUGUGUGGGGAAGUCUAGCAAUUGUUGCUGGCCUGGCCAGCAUGCACAUUGCUCACAGAUUCUGGAACCAAGGUAGCACCCCCUAACGUGGUUGCCCUGAUAUUACGUGCCAGAAAUGUGUUUCCUUGAUAGGUGCCAGCUAGUCCAAGCAUGGAUUCACAUUGUGCAAACAGCUUUGAUUGUAUUGCAUUGUUAUUUUGACACAAAGUGUAGUGCCUUUAACAUUGUUCCCCAAGAGAUGGUCUUUUGUCACCUUUGUACUUUAUUUCAAGAACUGCCACAUAGUGAACCAAAAUUUUCUAGUUCUGUACCUGCAUUUAAAAAAGAAAAAAAAAAUGAUAUGGCAACUGGUCAUGCUUCUUCUUUUUCAAGUAACUCCUAUAGGUAGCAAAAGGUCAAGAAUUCUUGAACAGCUCCUUCCAAAGAAGCCUGCUGUUCCUGCUCUCCAUGCCUCCACACUCCCAGAAAGUAGUUCCCUUACCGAUUGGAGGAGAUGUUGCAGUACUUCAGCAGCAAUGGAACAUCACAGUCAUGCACUAAACUCAUAAACAACUUAGAUGAGCGUGUGUGGGGAUGGAAAAAGAUCACUCACAGCAAAAACACAUGCACACACUGCAGUGGAUUAGUGGCUGUGUUGUUCUGCUGCUGAACACACGGCCACUAAUAAUGGGGCUGGAAUACAAAAAUGCUUGCAUAUUAAGUGCUGGGUGCUCGUUAAAGAACCCCAGAUGGUCAAUUUGCUGUGCCACAAAAGCAUCUGGAGUCCUCACUAUGAAAAAAAAAAAAAAAAAACUCCAUUCAGGCAGGGUGUGCUGUUCAUCAUAUAGCAGUAGUAAGGGGGUUACAAAUUAAGUCACAGCCCUGCAUCAUUAUGGUGUUUAUCACAGCACUUAUGUUGCUUUGGUAUGUUUGACACCAUCAGUCAAGCAAUUGGCUAUUUGCAAAAUCAUGAGUGCCACCUGGUGUUUUCCACCUGGUGUUUCCUAACCGUGUACUCAUUCACAGACUGCAUUUCUCCCGCUAAGUGCCUCCGCCCCCUCCCCCCUUAAAGACCACAAAGGCUUUUAAACACGGGGCCCUUAAUGCUAUCGUGUUAAAAAUUACUGCAAAAAUUCUAGUUCCUCAUAGUUACCCCAUACCUGCAGACCCCACAGACUGGCAGAGUAGAGGCGUGGACAGGGUUCGCCGGUGGUAAAGGGGAAGAUGUUGAAUAGGAACGAUACUUCAUUUUGCUUGUCUCUGGUUGAGGUUACAUGGUUAGACAUGCCGUUUCUGGCACAUGCACAGCAACAUUUUUGCAAAAGGUCAAUUAGUAAACAUGUGCACAGUAUUCAGUAAUACAGGGGAUUUAGGAUUAGGAAAGGAGCUAUCUGAUCAUGGUACCCAAAGAACCUUCUCUUAUUAUCCCCAGUAUGCUACCAUUCAUAACUGAGUGCCUGCUGUAUGCACUUCGAUCCAUUUUUGUACAUUUGGUGAUUUCCUUCAAAUGAUCCAGAUCCCCUGUCACUACUUGGCCUAGAUAAACAUACUCUUUCACAGCUUCAAGAUGCCAGACACCAGGGAGGGAUGGGGGUAUUUUCUAAGUGUCCGCCUAGUGGACAAGUCCAUUUCGUCUGCUGCUGAAUUAUAAAUUGGGAAACAGGGGCCCUCAGCCAAUCAGCACUUAAGCAGCAGACGAAAUGGACAUGCCCACUAAGUGGACACUUACAAAAUACCCCCCCCCCCCCCAGUUAUGAACUUUUUCCUAGCCAGGCUACUAAAUGUUAUAAAUUUUCAAACCUGUCCUCAAUCUACUACUGUACGAUAUAUACGAUAUAUAUUAUACUUUAUGUAUAAAGUACAAUAUUUUGUCCGUGUUUUUAUUAUACAACUGUAGAUUGCUCUUAAAUUACAAAUACUUCUUAAAGAAUAAUUACAAUGUAACUAUUUCACUGUCUGGAUUACAGGAAAAUGCAUACGCUUGACCAACAAGGCACAAAGAAAAAUUUAUUGUUCCAAUACCGCGAAAGAAUUACGAUAAGUAAUCAAUACUCUACACCUUACCGUCCUUGCUGAAUAUGUUAAAUGAAGAUAACUUUGAUAUUACUUGCCAUGCCAGGUACUUCAUUAAAAUGUACUGUCAACAUAAGUCUUGUUGUAUAUAGGAAUAUACCUGUAACUUACGUUUUAUUUAUUUUUCUAUUUUUUUCCCCAAAAAACUUUCCUGCGUUGAUAUAUUGUAAAAAUAAACUGCUAAAUUUGUACCUAAAAAUGUUUUUAAGAUGAACAUCAUAAGUGUGCAUCUUUUUCACAUAUUUAUGUAUUCAUAUGUGUGACCAUUUAUUUGUGUCUUUAUGCACUGUAUAGUAUCACUGUGCUUCUGCUCCUGCUGUAUUGCCACAGGGGGCAGGACCUCCGUCAAGCUGUGUUCACAGCUUUUUGUCUUGUCUCCUCCUACCAUGGAAAUAAAAUUAAAUUGAAUCAUUUGUUGUAAGUACAGAAAUUCCCUAAUCAAAUCAAAUACAAUUGUUAGAGAAAAUUGGCCAUCAAAAAUUAAAUGCCAGAUGUGUUCUAUAUUUAAACUAAAGAAAGGUUGUGCGUAGUAAAUUGGUUAAAUAAAAAGCCUCAUCUACAUUAUUUGAUACAUGUAAUGCUGUUCAUAACUGACAAGUGAGCAGCUUGUAAGAGAAAAAAAAAAAAAAAAUUAAAGGGCAAUCAUAACUGAAACAUGAUCAAAGGAAUGGCACAUCACCAGGUGCUUGUAGAGUGUUGUGUUCACUGGAGGAGCUAAGUGCAGUACUACAGCACUGCACAUGUGUUUAAAUGUGCAAAUGUGGUGCAAAUGCAAAUGUGCAAAUGUGGUGCCAUUGGCCAAGUUAAAGAUUUCUUUGCUUAAAUUGAGAUGAGUUCGUAGGCUGCCUAAAUGUGCGGCAUUCUUGUUGAACGGUAGAAAAAUGAUUGUGCAGAAGUUAACUGUUCAACGGGAUCGCUCAGGAACUGUUGCCUCUGCACUAAAACUAUGGCUGUCGUGCAGCAGAAUCAUUAAAAACACCCACCACUUGCACCCAUGUUCCUCCCUGUAGAUUCUAAUAAGUGUUGCUAUAUUUUAUAUUUGAACAGAAAUGAAUCUUUAGAAAUUUCGAAUAGCGAAUUCUCUAAUCGAAUACGAAUUGAAUAGCAAGGACUAUUUGAUUCAUGUUCUAAAUUUCAAAUAUUUGCACAUCUCUAGUUGUAAGCUAUCUCUACUAUUGUUGAACAGAACAAUGCUAUCUAAUAAUCACAAGUUGCUUUUAUAUUCCCUGAUAUUCCUUAUAUUUAAUUCUUUGAAAUGUUGUGUAUACAAGGGGGGGCUAAAAAAAAAAGACUGAGUUCAUGGAGCUCUUCGUAAUUGUAUUACUGCGUUCUACCAGUAGGUGGGUGUAAGUGGACACUUCACAAGUUCAUCGCCGUAAAAUGAUUUACAGGUUUGUGGUGACAGUUUUCCCAACUCUUGUCGCAUUACUCUUGCGAAAUUUUAAUGUCUGUUUGUAACAUACAGUGAAGCUCCUUAAGGUUUUGAUUCCUCCUUGAAAAAAACGACCA
This is a messenger RNA of Dermacentor silvarum, 6217 nucleotides long. RefSeq lists its product as uncharacterized. The record is from RefSeq and is a predicted model, not a curated record. NCBI's taxonomy places the organism in Eukaryota, Metazoa, Arthropoda, Arachnida, Ixodida, Ixodidae. The transcript has 2 exons. Bases 205 to 1245 code for a protein of 346 amino acids.